Messenger RNA from Hylaeus anthracinus, 1341 nucleotides. Its product is annotated as phospholipid phosphatase 5. Gene Ontology annotation, molecular function: phosphatidate phosphatase activity. The record is from RefSeq and is a predicted model, not a curated record. Gene Ontology annotation, biological process: phospholipid metabolic process. The transcript has 6 exons. Bases 469 to 1272 code for a protein of 267 amino acids. NCBI's taxonomy places the organism in Eukaryota, Metazoa, Arthropoda, Insecta, Hymenoptera, Colletidae.
GCACCCAAUGCAACAAAGAAACGAAUACACCAUUUUCAAAGCAAGAUCAAAUCAAAUGUUGUUAUUUAAUUCAAAAUGGUGCAAUUGAAAUGUCACAUAUUCUAUUCUAUACUAUCAACAUUAUAUUUUAUUUAAAUAUGUACGACUACGUCACAUAUGGCUAAUUAACCGUUACAAAAAUUGAGAAUCUCGUAAAUGAUUGGUUAAACACUCAUUUUUAUACAAGGACUGUGAUCAUUUCAUUGACGAAAGUGGACGAUGAGAAAUCAGUAAUUGAUAGACUUUUAUCUUUUUACAUGAUUUUAUAAUGGAUAAACGAUAAAUUUGCUUAUCAAUGUUAUUCAAGUGUGCAAGUGUUUACAUAUCUGCACACCUGUAUAACGAAUCAUUGGAAUUUGUAUCAUGAUAACGUUGUUUACAAAAGCAUGGUAACAGCACUAUGAUUGCUGCUACUUAGCCAAAUUAAUAAUGGCUAUGGCACGUGGUACAGAUUUGUUGACAGGAUUUUGGUUUGAUGUAUUAUUGCGGAUUCUAUUGGCAGGAUUAUUUAUCGAAUUAGAGAAAGCAGAACCAUUUACAAGAAAAAUUCACGAAGAUGAAUUGUGGUUAUAUAAAAAUCCAAGAACCGAUUCAUAUGUACCCACUACAAUAUUAUGGCCUCUUGUAUUCCUUAUGCCUGCCAUAGUGAUCUUUCUUGCUUUCUUAGUUUAUAAAAACAGAACUGACUUCUAUCAAGCUGUAUUAUCCGUAACUUUAGCAUUAGGAUUCAAUGGUGUAAUUACAGAUGUUAUCAAACUUAUAGUUGGUCGUCCUAGACCAGAUUUUUUUUGGAGAUGUUUUCCCGAUGGAAAAAUAAAUCCAGAUUUUAAAUGUAAUGGAAAUCCAAUAGCGAUAAGAGAUGGAAAAAAGUCAUUUCCCAGUGGACAUUCUUCGUUUGCAUUUGCAAGCUUUGGUUUCAUCGCAUUGUACAUAGCUGGUAAGCUACAUACAUUUAGCCUAACUGGUAAAGGGCAAGCAUGGAAAUUAUGCGCAUUUAUUUUACCAAUUUGCAUUGCUCUUGUAAUUGCACUCAGUAGAACUUGCGAUUAUCAUCAUCAUUGGCAAGAUGUGGUUGCAGGUUCGAUAAUAGGAUACUUUUUGGCGUACAUGUGUUAUAGACACUAUUAUCCACCAUUAGACUCGCAAGUAUGUCAUAAACCAUAUGCUGUACUUACUCUUCAAGUUCAACCAGAAAAUACAAAGAAUAGAAAUGAUCAGAUCAAAUGGAUUUAAUGUGUGUAUUAAUAAUUUAAAAAGAUGAACGGCAGUAUUAAGAAAAUUAUAAUGGUUUGAAAUUUUGAA